This is a messenger RNA of Durio zibethinus, 1968 nucleotides long. RefSeq names its product vacuolar fusion protein CCZ1 homolog B-like. The record is from RefSeq and is a predicted model, not a curated record. Gene Ontology annotation, cellular component: Mon1-Ccz1 complex; intracellular membrane-bounded organelle. Lineage: Eukaryota; Viridiplantae; Streptophyta; Magnoliopsida; Malvales; Malvaceae. Gene Ontology annotation, biological process: vesicle-mediated transport.
UUUUUUUUUUAUAUUUCACAGUUCCUUCUUCCACCUACUAAUCAAAAUUCAUUUCCAAACCAGAAUUCUACUCGCUCUCUUUGUUUGGUUGCCGAGAAUCUGAGAAGUUCCAUCACCAAAUUUUACACCGUCCAUUGAACCAGUACCAAAAAAUUAUGGGUUUGGCCUUUAUUGGCACUGGUAGUGAAGGCAUGCAGCUCUGCAUAUUUGAUUUGAGAAGGGGCCAAAAUGAAGGCCAAGAACUUGACAAAAUUUUAUUCUUCUUUCCUGCUGAUUUGCCCUUUUCUACUCAACUCUCCGUGAUUGGGCUCAGCGAAGGGCUUAUCACAUUCACGCGAAUUUUCUCUCCGGAGGCGGCUUGUGAGGUCAUUGAAGCAGAGAGACACUCUCGUGUUUUCUAUGAGGCAGAGCCUGAUAUCUGGAUGGUCAUGAUUGUGGAGAAAAAUAAGGAGUCGGGAGCCAUAUGGCGCAUUGAUGCAUUAAGAGAGCUUCUUAAGGAAAUUCACUCUCUUUUCAUGAUGUUUCAUGGAUCUAUAAGAGCAUUGCUUGACAAAGAACCUGAUGGAGAACUAACUCGUGCUCAUUUAUACCCUUUCAUCAUGGAUUAUCUAAGAGAUUUUCUGGUUGGGAAGAAUCUCCAGUUGCCUUCAUUCCGUGACUGUUUAAAGGAACGAAGGACUGUACAGAUGCUAACCGUGGGACGGGAGGCUGCAAUUGAAGUUCAGACACUUGUCAGAAUUCUAGAAUCUUGUGCUGGCAACAAACCAUGCUCCUCACUCAUUUUAUUUCAAGACCUCCUGGUGUCAACAACACUUUCUCCUGAGGAUACCGUAAACUUAUUCACAUAUGCUGUUCUAAGGCUAACCCCUCCUGCUCUAUCCUCUGGAGCAAGUUCCUGGUCCUAUUUACGCAAAGGAAAUUCUUCAUCAAAUGUUGCUACUGGAUCUACCUUUGCCCACUCUGGAUCUGUUUCGGAUCAAUUUUAUGGCUCACGUGAUACUUCUCCUGAUGGAGAUAAUAGAUAUCAUAUUUCAAGGCCCUUGCAGCAUGACAAGUGGUUCAAAGGGAAGGAUGGUUUUCUUAUCACUGAUAUUUGGGGCAUGGAUGUUGGUGGCUUGAAUAUCACCACUCCAACAGUUUGGCUACAGCAGACGGAGGAGAGGAUGUAUCUCUGUGCUUAUCAGUACAAAAGCCUUACAUUGAUCCUUCUUAUCCCUUGUUCUUCCAUCCUUAAUGAGGAGCAAGGUGUUUCAAUUGUGAAACAACAACUUCUUGAAAAUGCAUCACUAAAGAUUUUGAAAGUUGAAGAAAAGUUGUCAAAGGGAUGGGGUGGAGAAAAUGCUUAUCAUGUCAGUGGGUAUCGGUACUUGUUAGUGGAUGGUAACAGAGACAUAUCCAGGGCUUCACCCCCAGCAAAGGUUGCAACAUUGACGAAGGAAUCUUUACUUGCCUUAAAUAAGCUUAGAGAAGAAGUAGAUUCAGAAAAGAGUCGAGCAAAAUGGGAUAAUCCAGGUCGUGAUAAAGAUUUGGAAGUGUGUAUUAGAGCAAAAAAUAAUGCUUGGGCCGUUACCCGUGUUACUGGAGGGAAGGAGCUUUAUAUGGUUCUAGAGAAAGCAAAUGAAACGAUCCUAUAUGCAUCUGAUGCUGUUGAUAAAUUCAGUAACAGAUAUUGCAAUGGAGCAUUUUCUUUGGACUAGUUAAAAUUUCAUAAGAAUGGGCAUCUUACUAGAAUAACAAUGGUGGACAAAAGUUUGUUUCACUUGCUUGUGUGACCGCAGCAGAUAACAGGUAUCCUCUCAAUACAGAUUUUUGUGGCAUGAAAUACAAAAUUAAAGCUAAUCUUCUAUCAGUUGUAUGUAAAAUGUAAUUGGUGGCUGGCUAUGUAAAAAAUGUUGAUUUAUUAUUUGUUUUUCACUAGUGCCUUGAUAUUAAUUCUUUACACUUUAGCUUUUUAUGAACCGGUAUUUU